UUUUGAAGAGAUGGACACGUGAAGCAAGAGAUGGAAUACUAGAGAAGCAUGGUUUAGAUACUCGGGUAUAAAUUGUCAUUACACUCUUUUUUACUCAAUUUAGUGUUCUAAUUUAUUGGUAACUUCUAAUAAAUUCUAUAUAUUCAUUCAAGGGAAUGAUGACAUGGAUGUUACUAAUAGAUAUAGAGAGGUGUGUCCCGAGUUUGUUAAGACAGCAAUCAAGGGGUCACAAACUAUUCAGAGAUAUGAAUUUAUCAAGAAAAUGAUCUUGACCAUAAACAAAUCUCUCGAUGAAAUGCCACUUGGAAGUGAGUCUCGGGGAAAUUUGACAGCUUUAAGUGAAGAUAUGAGACUCCUUGCAAAAUGUACGGGCCUCAAGAAGAAAGAUGGACACAAAGGAGGAAAGCGACAUAAAAACUGUCUAGAGAAGAAUAAAACAAAAAGAAAGAAGCAAGGAGAUGUGCCUCAAGCUUCUUCGCAAGCUUCUUUUGUACCUCAAGUUCUUGCAAAUUACAAUAAGCCUCCGAGUUUUUACAUUAGUUUAUUCAGUAGGUUAGAGGCAUCACAAGACUUGAAUAUGCCUUCCAUGAUAGCACCGUUUGGUGACGAUCCAGAUGUUGUAAAAGAUAUUCCGAUACACUUAUGUGAAUUGGAAAAGAUCAUCUUACCUAGCAAUGUCAAUGACCGGUCGUUCUAACUCUAUUCAGUCUAGUGCUUCUUUUGGGAUUUUUAAAUUUCCUUUUUUCAAUUC
Molecule: messenger RNA, 751 nt
Organism: Rhodamnia argentea
Lineage: Eukaryota; Viridiplantae; Streptophyta; Magnoliopsida; Myrtales; Myrtaceae
Exons: 3
Coding region: 164-697 (177 amino acids)
Source: RefSeq, a predicted model, not a curated record